Messenger RNA from Colias croceus (clouded yellow), 3613 nucleotides. It is a transcript of the gene Abd-b, whose product is annotated as homeobox protein abdominal-B. Gene Ontology annotation, molecular function: RNA polymerase II cis-regulatory region sequence-specific DNA binding; DNA-binding transcription factor activity, RNA polymerase II-specific. The record is from RefSeq and is a predicted model, not a curated record. Gene Ontology annotation, cellular component: nucleus. The transcript is spliced from 6 exons. Gene Ontology annotation, biological process: regulation of transcription by RNA polymerase II; anterior/posterior pattern specification; proximal/distal pattern formation. NCBI's taxonomy places the organism in Eukaryota, Metazoa, Arthropoda, Insecta, Lepidoptera, Pieridae. The coding region runs from base 394 to 1449 and encodes 351 amino acids.
GCUCAGGCGCGUACGCCGGUUCAAGAUGGCGGCAUUAUCAUUACAAUAACUUCGAAAUACGAUUCGAAAUAAAAUUUCUAAAGAUAGAAAUACUUUUCGGUUGUAUAAUCGACGCUAUUGGCUCCCUUAUCAGUGCUCCAUAGACAUUGGUUUUCAAGAGCGUAAGAGCAUGUUAAUAACCUCUUUACAUACCUAGUUAUGACUCAAGUAUGGUUCUGUGUUAUACUUUAAGGAGAUUUACAAAUUUUAUAUCUUUUCAAGAUGGUGUAAAAGGGACAAGCAAAUUAACUCAUACACGUGUUAAUUUUUGGACGUGUAGGGGGUAAGGUUCGAGCGCGGUGAGCCUCGCGGUCGGCCCUUACUAACAGGUGAGGCGACGACGCCACACAGAACAUGAUACUAAGGUUACAGUGCCCGUUCACGCAGACGUCGCUAGCUAGUUUACGACAAGCGCCCGCCUCCGGGCACUCCGCCGGGCCAGCCUGGUGGACCAUGAUGAACGGUGUCGGCGGCACGCUCUACGAGGAGCCGCACCCGUCACCACCAGGCGGCUCGCCUCCAGCGGCCCCAGCUGCGGCUCCGCCCUCUGCUUCCAGUGCGUCCCCGGCCUCCGUGGGUUCGAACCCACCACAACCUCUGCAUAUACCAGCCAAAAGAUAUGAACCCGAACCGGGCGUCAUACGACACGCUCAGCAGUCGUGGGGUUACCCGCCUGAUGCAGCUGCCUCCUUCGAGCACCAGUAUCCAGCUGGUCCUACGUAUUAUAACCUCCCGGUUGAAAGAGAGCGCAAAUCUGCUUUGCCAUUUUGGCCGGCGAGCGGUGGAGAGUACAAGCCUUAUGCCGAUGGUUGUCAUCAGGGCUUCUCACAACCUUGUUGGAACUAUCCAUAUGGCGCUCCGCGAGGAGACCAGCCUCUGUCCUACGUUGGGGGAGAAGAGCGCCGAGCUGCCGUUUCAGAAGCAUCCGGGUUCUCACAUGAUGCUUAUGGCCUACGUAACUAUGCACCUGACACAGUAUCGAGUGCACCUUAUCCGCCUCCUAGUGCAUUACCAGGAUCGCUGUCGAUGUCAGUCGGUGUUGGAGUAGGCUGUGGCUCAUCAAAUCCCUUGGACUGGACAGGUCAAGUGACCGUCCGGAAAAAGCGCAAACCAUACUCAAAGUUCCAAACUUUGGAACUAGAAAAAGAGUUCCUGUUCAACGCUUACGUCUCGAAGCAGAAGAGGUGGGAACUGGCACGAAAUUUGAAUCUUACUGAGAGGCAGGUGAAAAUAUGGUUCCAGAACAGACGAAUGAAAAAUAAGAAGAAUUCGCAGAGGCAGGCGGCACAGGCGGCCCAAAACAAUAACAACAAUUCGAACGCCAACAACCACAACCACCACGCCGGCCACCACCACGCGCCGCACCAUGUGGCGCUGCACCACGCGGCGCCCGCCAAACACCAUCAGUGACCCGCGCCCUUCUCUGGGACUUACCCCCUUCAUCACGGUAUAGCCAGCUAAAUCCGAGGAAGGCCAAGUUCCGAUUGACUCGAGUGUGUUGUGUUUGAUGGUCGUACUUAAGAGGAUUGACGUCCAGCGCUUGUUACCCGAAUAGAUAUUGCGAUUGAGCUGUACCGUGGUUUACGUAAAACGGACGCUUCGCCGGACCGGUGCCGGUGCGCCGCGAGUCCCAGAGAAUCUCAUAGUAAGAUAAUCAUUGUGUUGUCGAUUUGUGUAUAGUAUUAAUUACGAAAUGUUCUUGUAAUUUUAAGCAGACUAAGUGUAUGAGUAGUAGUUACGAUUCCUGAUAUUGAUAGAAUAUAGUGUAAUACAGAUGUAUUUUAAAGUUUAUUUAAGUAUCUAUAAUGCAAAUAAUAUUUUCAGCUCAUGAAUUAUGAUUUCUAGAUAGUUUAUCUAUUAAAAUAAAUUUGUAAAAUAUUUUUGUGAGACUGCUUUAUUGUUGUAUUCUUAACGCUGUUUGGAAAGUGUUUAAGACCUAAUCAGUUACAUUUAUUUUCGUUACCAAAUUGUUGAAUUACUCGGGUUGCUUUGGUGGCAGUUAUUAAUAUUUUUGCGACGUGUUCUUUGGACGUAGAGUUAAAUAUAAGAGAGCAGCCAUGUAGGGAAAUAAGUGCAUCGUAAUACUUAAAAUUUUAAAAGAAUGGUUAUUAUUCUCUCAUAAAUUAAGCUAUUAUGAAAAGCAUAUAUACCUAAUUAUGAUCAAAUAUUUAUUACUGUUUAAUUUCUUAUCUCAUUUUGUUAUUUAAAUUAUGGAUUUCUGACAAAGCUUUAACUCAGUUCCAGUAGAUAUAUAAAUUAAGUUACUGUUAUUUGAAAAUAUUGAAGUUGAUGUUGUAAUCAAUUUAAUUAGGUAAUAUGGGCAAGUGCAUUACUAUUGUCCUCUAUUGACUCAUUGUACUGUUCGCUUAAGCCGAUCUAUUGCUUAUAUAUUUUUUUGUUUUAGUUAAAUAUUUUAUUAUUUAUUUAUAUACGAAUUUAUGUAAACAGUCUUUUUAAUACUAUUGUCAUAAAUAAGUUUCGUCUUUUCGUACAUCGAAUAAAAUCGUGAAAACGUAGGUGUACUUUGUACAGUUAUUUGAAAAUAUUCUAAUGUAAGUAUCGAUAUAAAAUAUUCAUUGAUAGUGAUAUGAAUAAAGUCAUACCAGUCUUAAAUUGUCAUGUUACUAUUUAGCUACUUAUUCGUACAUCUUUCCUAUUUUAUCGUAUAUCUGUGUAAUAAAUGUUCUAUCGUAAACCUAGUAGAUCGCUAAAUCUUUAUUGUUCUGUAAUAAUUUAGAUGAUUAGGUGUUUUGUACAAAAUGGCGACCUCGUCUAGGUAACCGAAUUUCUACAUAAGCGCAACGCAUCUCUGCUUAUUUAUGUGUCGACCUGCAGCUAAUACGAUAAGAGCACACCAUUUUAUUUAGAAUCAUUUUUACCAUAAAAAUGAGAUUCGCAUAUUAUUAUUUUGUGUGAAACUCAAAUCUUAUGGACUAUAAACCAGAGAACAGCUAUAACUAUAUUAAUUGUGAAAAUUUUCUUCUGAUAAUCGAAAUAAUUUGUGUUAAAAUGAUUGAAGCAAAUUCAAAUAGAGACAAAGGUGCGGUCUUAUCUUCGUAUUAAAAUUAAUAUUAACAGAGGUCUCGUUCCUGAAAAGCAAUUUAUACCUGUGAAUGAAUACCUUUCUAUAAACUAUUGGAAAUAAUUACAACACAUACCCUGCAUAUUUAUCUUUAUCUAUGAAUGUGUUCACAAAAAUUAAAAAAAUAAUCGUAUAGAACGUUGGCAAAGUACUUACCUAUUUCUUUUAUGGAAUUUGACAAAAAAACUUAACAAAAAAUAAUUGCUUUUCAGGCUCUCUUAAUUAUAAGCUCCAUAUAUUUCAAACUGUAACUUCAGUAGAAAUUUCUGAUAGUAACAUAAUAUUUUCUUCUUAUUAUAACUAAUAAAGGUCUCGAAAUAAACAUUGUACAGAUAAAUUAAUUAAUUUAGUUAUUUAAACAUCACGCAUGAAGUGUGAAGUUUUAUUCAGUAACGAUGUAAGUAUAAUUAAAAUGAAUGUGCUCUCGACAGUUUUUGACGAAUUUAGAAAAAGAAUGUAUGAAAGGGAAAAAAAUAAAUAUUUCGUCGUGUC